AUGACGAAAGACUCCGGGCAGGGAAGGCAGACAAGCUGCCACUGGAAAUCCAGCGAGAUCGAGUUUCGCGAUCUCUGCAGGGCGCUGUCUCCUCUGCUACAGGAAUCGCUUCCGGACUAUCGCGAUUAUGCUAUCGAGUUUCGCAAUCUCUGCAAGGUACUAUCCCCUCUAUUACUGGAACUAUCAGCACCGGACGAUCCUGUCGAAAGGGUAAAGGACAAUUCCCCAUCCCGGCUAGAAUGGAUCCGCCUAAAGCGUACCGAAGGCGCUCAGAGCAAGUAUCUGGACAAACUUAUGCAGAUGGUGGGACUGGAAGAUGCCAAGGCAUUUUUUCUUCGGAUGCGGGCUAUAGUGCAGAUAGCGAAGAGGCAGAAAAAGGAGCUGUCGAGGGACGACCUGGCUAUAGCCAUCGUGGGUAACCCCGGAAUAGGAAGAUCAAUAGUGGAACGCUUGUACCACAGAUUUCUGUCAGAACUGCGCGCGCCUGGCUACGCCUCUUGCUAUACCAGGGACCAGACCCACGAUCUCAAGAUCACACUAAAUCUACCGGACUACUCUGAUGAUGAGCUGCAGCGGAUCAUGGUAAGGAUAAUCGCCGGCACGCAGUGGAAGGUUGAGGGAGGGCCAAAUGGGAAAUAUAUGUGGAUGAUGGUGCGUCUUGUGGGCAGUGCGCGCGGGCCAGGAUUUCGCAAUAUCUGCGCCUUGAAGGAAGCGUGGAAUAGAGCACUGGAUCGCCAGACAGAGCGCAUCCGCCAGGAACAGAGCGAGGGGAGACACCCGGACUGUCUGUUGCUCACCAGAGAGGAUCUCAUCGGCCCCGAUCCGGCCAAAGCCCAUCGCGAAAGCCCUGCAUGGACUAAGCUCCAGGCUAUGAUCGGGAUGGAGGCCGUCAAGUCAUCCGUCCAGCUCCUGUUCGAUCGUGCAACCUGGAACUACCACCGCCUGCAGCAGGGUUCUGUGCCGCUGCAGUCCAGCCUGAACCGCGUGUUCCUGGGGCCGCCCGGCACAGGAAAGACCACAGUUGCCACGCUCUAUGGGCAAAUCCUGGCCGAUCUCGGGCUGUUAUCAAGCGCAGAGGUUGUUGUCAAGAACCCGUCAGAUUUUAUUGCUGGCUAUAUCGGACAUUCCGAGCACAGAACUAAGAAAAUCCUGAAGGAGACAAAGGGUAAGGUAUUAAUAAUCGAUGAUGCCUACAUGUUAUAUUCCGGGGCGAGGGCUGGCGCACAUAUUCAGCCGGACGACUUCCGAGUUGCAGUGAUCGACACUUUGGUCGCCGAGCUUGAUAACACCCCUGGGAACGACCGGUGUGUGAUUCUUCUGGGUUACGAGGAAGAGAUGCAGGAAAUGUUCCGGAAGAGCAAUCCCGGGCUAGCUCGACGGUUUGCCCUGGCCGAUGCGUUUCAUUUCACAAACUACACCGUGGAGCAACUCGGCCAGAUUCUAGACCUGAAGUUGAACAACCAAGGCUUACAGGUGACGGACGAGGCCCGGAAAGUUGCGAUGCAGAUGCUAGAAAAAGCGUCCGAGCGACCGAACUUUGGGAAUGGCGGAGACGUUGAGAAUCUCCUCAGCCACGCCACGGAGGCGUACGGGAAGCGUGCAAUCACGCCAAUGCUAGAGAGCCCGAUAGAUGUUGUGCUCGAGCCAGAGGACUUUGACCUGCAUCACCGUCGGCAUCUGCAGGCCGCAGCCAAGUGUGAAUCCCGUUUUCAGGACCUGGUCGGGGUGGAGGAGAUCAUCGUCCAGAUGCAAGAAUACCAGAAGGCGGUCGCUAGCAUGCGGCGGAGAGGCGUCAAUCCCCGUCCGUAUAUCCCGUUUACCUUUGUCUUCCGGGGCCCGCCAGGCACCGGCAAGACAUCCACGGCGCGCAAGGUGGGCCAGAUCUUUUAUGAUAUGGGCUUUCUGUCGGCAGCGGAGGUGAUUGAGUGCUCGGUUAGCGACCUGAUCGCGUCGUACCAGGGGCAGACAGGAAAGCAGGUGGUUGACCUCUUGGAACAGGCGCUGGGGAAGGUUCUGUUCAUCGACGAGGCAUAUCGGCUGGCGGCCGGUGAACACGAGAAGCAAGCGGUUGACGAGCUGGUGGAUGGGCUUACCAAGACGCGGUAUGCCCAGAAACUUAUCGUGGUGCUCGCAGGGUACAACCGCGAGAUGGUGGAGCUGAUGCAGGUGAACCGGGGGCUGCGCAGCCGGUUUCCCACCGACGUUGUCUUCCAACCUCUGUCAGCGGGUGAUUGUUGGCGACUACUGCAGAGGGAACUGGCGUCCGUGGAUAUCCAGAUUAUAGAAGAAAGUGGCGGCGUUGCCAAAGUAACGGGUGCCUUCUCCAGACUAAGAAAGAUGGAGUGCUGGGCCAACGCGCGCGAUGUCAAGCGACUGGCCGGAUUCUUGGUUCGGCAGAUUUUCAGCAGGGUGGAGGAUGGCAAAGACCCUCAUAUCACCAUUGAGGAAAUAUACCAGCAACUGGAGCUGGAGGAAAGCAAGAAGAGGGUUGAGAAGACCGAAGCCGUUGCAGCCGCAGUGCCACGCGAGGAUGCAGAGUGGCCCAAGGUCAUGAGCAAACUGGUGUCCCGGUUUCACCGGGAUUAUAAACAAACCGAAAAGAUAUCGGCGUUGGAGGCCGCCGUCAUGCAUGCUCAGGAAAUUGACUGCCACGCCUUCUGA
Molecule: messenger RNA, 2661 nt
Organism: Aspergillus pseudonomiae
Lineage: Eukaryota; Fungi; Ascomycota; Eurotiomycetes; Eurotiales; Aspergillaceae
Product: P-loop containing nucleoside triphosphate hydrolase protein
Exons: 2
Coding region: 1-2661 (886 amino acids)
Molecular function (GO): ATP binding; ATP hydrolysis activity
Source: RefSeq, a predicted model, not a curated record